Molecule: messenger RNA, 971 nt
Organism: Zingiber officinale
Lineage: Eukaryota; Viridiplantae; Streptophyta; Magnoliopsida; Zingiberales; Zingiberaceae
Product: protein MIZU-KUSSEI 1-like
Exons: 1
Coding region: 53-814 (253 amino acids)
Biological process (GO): hydrotropism
Source: RefSeq, a predicted model, not a curated record
UCAGACUUCGCCAACUGGUCUGAGGCGCGGCCUCACCCGCUUCGCUCCCUGCAUGGCCGCCUCCACCGCCCUCGCCGCUGCAAUGCCACCGCAUUUCAGUCCGAGCAGAGGCGCCUCUGAGGCCGGGGUACCCAAGAAGUCGACGAUCUCCCUCGUCGCCCCCUCCGCUCGCCACCGCCGCCGGCCCGCCCGCGUCAUCCGCGUCUUCCGCUCCAUCUGCCGCACCCUCCCCAUCUUCACACCAAAAUGCAAGAUCCCCAGCGUCGCCUGCUCCGCCUUCGCAUCUCCACUCGCGGGCACCGAUUCGGGGAGGCGGCACCGUGACCUCGUCACGGGGACCCUCUUCGGCUGCCGCAAGGGGCGCGUCUCCUUCUCCAUCCAGGAGGACCCGCGCUGCCUGCCCUCCCUCUUCGUCGAAUUCUCCCUGCAGACGCACGUUCUGCUUCGGGAGAUGAGCACCGGCAUGCUGCGCAUCGCUCUGGAGUGCGGGAAGAACGGCGGAAAGGCGGCGUCUUCGUCGUCGAGGACGCUUCUGGAGGAACCGAUGUGGGCUCUGUUCUGCAACGGCAAGAGGAGCGGAUACGGGGUGCGGCGGGAGGCGACGGUGGAGGACCUGGGGGUGAUGGAGACGCUGCGGGCGGUGUCCAUGGGCGCCGGCGUGAUGCCGGCGAAGGCGGAGGGGGAGGAAGACAUCGCCUACGUCAGGGCCGCCUUCGACCACGUCAUCGCGUCGAAGGACACCGAGAUUCUGUACAUGUUGAGCCCCGAAGACGGCAGCGGCCCCGAUCUCACCAUCUUCUUCAUCAGAUUGUGACGGCGAUGGAAAUUAUCCAGCAGACAUUGAUUUUUCUUCCAUUUCGACGAUCGAUUGCUGCCUAUUUUGAUUGCAUUUACGGGUGAUUCGUUCAAUUACUUAAAUAAUUAAUUAAUCCGGGGUGACAUUGUUAAUUUUCAGGGAGUUGGAUUAAUCU